GCACAGCACACUCUGUAAUGCUGCUGCAAUUUGACAAGAUGAUUUGCCCUAUUUCAACUCGAUCUUCAAAGUGUCACCCAAGUCUCCAGGGACUAAAAAAAGGUGCUGCACUUUACUUUAGAGGCUAGACCUACCUUAUCUGACCCUUCUCCACCAAUCCAAUCACGCCGCCAUCACAUUCUGCGCCCAGCCCAGGCCAGCCCGCAGCCACGGAGCGGGCAAUCCCACUUUGGCUGCAGAGAUAAGCCAAGCCAGUCCAAUCCGUCCUCCAUUUUCUCCCACGCCCUUUUCCCACGUUCAUUGCAACUACAACUCCAGCUUGAAAUCCAAUUGCAACUCACUUGUCACUCAGUUCAUCCUACGGACUUUGUUCUGGACCUAGCCAUGUCCAUGCGUGUCCGUGUCACGCCUUGAACCAUGAGGCGAACCCUGAUACUUAUCCCUUAUCCCUGAACAUCACAUACAGUACACAACUCAACUCAACUGAAUCAUACAUACUUUCAUAUGAAACCACUCAGGUCCCCUGUUCCCAACCUGUCAACUGUCUGUCUGUCAACUGCAACUAUAACUUACUGCAACUACUACUGCCACUGCUACCGUCUCGCCGAGUAUUCUGACCUAUCAAACACUCAUAUUGCUUAAACUCAACCGUCAACCUAGGUAGUCGCCGAGACAUACACUUUAGUGCCUGUCACCUUAUGAGAGACUCAAUCAACUGCUAUAUAAUCGGCCCCCAACUUCUCCAUCGACAACUACAGAUGCAGGUCUAAACCACAACUAUCGCACCGCAAGGGGUCUUCUCCUACCUUUCAUCUCAUCAAGUGAGCCGAUUCGACAAUGGGACAGUGGUGGGUUGAUUCUCGCAUUGAAGCUACCGUUACCCGGUCCUAUGUCGCCAGCCAGCUCCUCCCGGAUGAGAUUGAGCGCCUAGAUCGUCCAGUCGCCUUUGGCGGCGAGGACUUGACAGAGCGCACAUACUGGGAGAGCAUUCGAAAUGAUGCACCUCGUUUAUUCCUCAUUCUCGUCGACCUUGGUGUGCCUGAUCAGAUCUUCGGAGUUGUCGACGAUGGCUGGGAUGACGCUGAGCUACCGAUUGCCCUCGAAGACGUGGAUCGCCUCUUGUUAACAGCAACUCGUGAUGAGAAAGUCGAAAAGAAGUUUUACCAGCGCCAGUUUCAUUACCUUCUCAAACCCUUGCAGCGAGGGAACCAUGUGGCGUAUAAGGACAACGAAGUAGUACCUCUAGACGUGGUCGAAAAGCUUUCCCUGCCAACGCACAAGUCGCACGGAAACGACAAGGUCAGACUUCCAAAUAUUCCAGGGGAAGUCUUUUAUCGACGACGAUAUGUGCUGGGUAAUGGACCUGGAGCUAUGCCCGUGCAAGACUUUCUCGAUGCUGUCCACGGGAUCAAGGGUCUGCAGAACGAGCACAUGAUCUCGUAUUGGGCGUCGUAUACGCAGCAUGGAUAUGGAUACGUUUUGUUUACGCCAGCAGGUGACUUUACUCUCAAGUCAUUCCUGGCGACGACACCAUCACAGUUCAAGCAUCUUGCUAAAGCUCGUCGGAGGGAGCUUGUCAUGAACUGGAUCUUGUGUCUCGUCGACACACUCUGUGACUUCCAUGGGAAGAAUCAAUCGCAUGGAUACAUCAAACCUUCGACCAUCUUCUUUACCAACCAAAACCACGUCUUUUACUCCGACUCGACACGACUCACGCCCGAUAACGUGAUUCUUCACACCGAUAAAUCGUCGUUUGAUCGCGAACGGUACGACUAUGCUGCACCAGAACUGUGGUCUCGACCUGCAGGGGCGACGAGCCCGACCGGCAGAUUCCCAUCCGAUGAACAUUUCGGAAUGGUGCAAACAUACGAUCCGAGCGGCUCACCAACGGCGAUGUUCAUCGCACCAAAUCCUCAGCUGAGCGGACAGCAAGCCGACAUCUUCUCAGUAGGCUGCAUCAUUUUGGAGCUUUUAUCAUUCUUAGUCAAACGGACGACGAGCAAGUUUGCGACCUUUCGAUCAGCGAAGCACAAGACGGCCGGUCGAGGCGGUGCAGUGUUGGAUACGUCUUUUCACAAGAACCUAGGACAGGUGGAAGCAUGGAUGUCAGGUCUUGCCAAAGAUGCAUCUCGAAAGUCAUCAUCGAGCAAAGAUGGCGCGAAUAUUCUCAAAGGUGUAACCCCCAUGCUCCACGUUGUGACGGGUAUGCUGGCGAUGAAUCCAUACGACCGGCCUCCGGCGAUCGAAGUGCAACAGCGCAUUUAUCAGAUUCUGACCGAAGUCUGCGACAUUUCAGAACCGCACUGCGUACAUCAGUAUGCGCACGAUCUCGAAUCCUCAUUCGGAGGGCUGCAGAUUCAGACUGUUGGUGAUGGCAUGAUGGGCGUCAGUCCGCCAGGGGGGUCCAACACCACCUAUGGUACACCACGGACGUACGAACACAGCCGAAAUGGCAGCAGUGGAGGAUAUUCACAAGUAAGCCGCACGACGGGAAGCAGCGAAACCGACAUGGAUGCUAUACACAGCGUAGGGUCAGUUGGUCUUCAACAGAUACGAACACAGGGUUCCUGGCCUCGCAAUAUCGCGUACACACAGCACACGGGCGUAGCGCAAUACCCCGUGGGCCAAUGGGACACUACAUGAAAGCAUGUGAUGUUCUGCUGGGAUGAUGACUUUGAUGAGCUUGUGGGGACCGAAUCCUUUUUAUUAGGAUUGAGGAGAUGAAACGAGAUGGCAUUUAUUACCUUCUGUUUACAUCGCGUAUGCGGUCAGCAAAUUUGUGCUUCAUUUAUCUGAGGCAGGGCUGAUUUUACGGCAUAUGAGGCUGACUUAUACCAACAUUGAAUUUAUUUGCCGGAGCAGGUGGGAAUGGAAAAAGAAAUUAUCAUUAUCAACUUUGGAUGAAACGAGGUUGGAUGGUGAUUGUUGAUAUAGGAUUAGGAUUGGUCAUGUGGAAUUAUGCACGAUUUACGAUUGAAUGAGACUUCAAUUUCAAAUUUAUCAUAUCAUGAGCUAA
Fusarium odoratissimum NRRL 54006 is the source of this 3016-nucleotide messenger RNA. Its product is annotated as serine/threonine protein kinase. Gene Ontology annotation, biological process: protein phosphorylation. The transcript has a single exon. Gene Ontology annotation, molecular function: ATP binding; protein kinase activity. The record is from RefSeq and is a predicted model, not a curated record. Bases 838 to 2643 code for a protein of 601 amino acids. NCBI's taxonomy places the organism in Eukaryota, Fungi, Ascomycota, Sordariomycetes, Hypocreales, Nectriaceae.